Molecule: messenger RNA, 1434 nt
Organism: Pichia membranifaciens NRRL Y-2026
Lineage: Eukaryota; Fungi; Ascomycota; Pichiomycetes; Pichiales; Pichiaceae
Exons: 1
Coding region: 1-1434 (477 amino acids)
Source: RefSeq, a predicted model, not a curated record
AUGACGAUUGCAGACCCUGUCGUGCAGCAGUUUGCUGAGCACUUGAACGAAUUAUAUGAUGAUCCCUAUGUGGAACCAGAUAAUCUUCUAAUUAACGAACUCGAAGAUAAAAUACGCUACGAAAAUCUUGUCCAACAUGACAGCUCUAUUCUUGUCCAAUUAGCACCUACAUUACUAAGAAUAAUCAAUUCGAACAAUACCACUGGAAUCACAAAAAACUAUGCGAUAAAGUUUUUAGAUAUUUUAUUGCCACAUUAUUCGUUUAACCAAAUAUUAUCGGUAUUUAGUGAAGAUCUUUUGGUAAAAGCGUUUCAAGGGAACGAUAACUUGAAACGUGUUAUUGCAAAAACUCUGAUAAAAGCCGAUCCAGCUAAAGUAUCACACGGACCAUUGUUCCUAUGUUUGUUCAAAACCUUUGCCAACCCUUCAACUGAACUAUCCACAAUUAAUGAAGUGCAAAAGGCUAUUGUUGCUUUGACUUUAGAAAGUGACGAAAUUAGACAAAUGUACCUUAAUAAUACAGAGAUAGUACAAAUUCUUGAAGAGAUGAAACAUAAUAAGGUCGUUCAAUCUAGGGUAAUUGAUUUGGUAUGUGAUAUCUUGAUUGUUAUUCCACAACUACCGACUUCGAUAUAUUUAGUUGGAGAAGAAGAAUUGGCCCGUUCGAAUGAUCUCUUGUUUUAUCGCUUUUGCGUGGGUACUUGGAGGACACUUUUACAUCUGAUCCAUCAGGACGAUUCUUUGCGAUUUCUGAAGGAAAAGCUGAGGCCCCAAAUAGAUUUUGGUAGCCGAAGAUUUGUGGGUGCCCAGACUUUGCUUGAUGAUAAGGAUAUAUUUGUUGACUAUGAUGAUUUUGGAAUAGUAUAUUUCUUAGUUACAUUAUCAUUCGUUUUUCCAGACUUUUUCAAAGAGUUCGAUGAAAGAUAUCAUCUGGUUGAUUAUGCUGUUGAAACCUACCGUCACUACCUAAAGUCAGUCAACUUUCUCGCUAGCCUCAAUACGAUAUUUUUGAGGAACAAUGAGGGCUUGUACCGAAAUUUCAAAUUGUGCAACAACUCUGUCAAACUUUUUUGUCACCUAUUAAAUGACAAAAUAAUUUUGGAGCAGAAACUAACUUUGCAUGAAUUUCCACCCUCUAUUUUCGACAAACUAGUUUUUGAUGAUCUUUUCACAAUCUUUGGAACACUUUGUGACUCGGAGUGGAAAAUUGAAAAAAUGGUUAAUGAUUGGAGUAAUAUUAUUGAAAAAGUCAUUGACGUAGACAUAGUGAACGAUGUUAACAUCAACUCACAUCAUCUCGAAUCCUUUUUGAAAGCUAUUGCCAAGUCGGGAAUUCCUUUAGGACGUCUCGAGUAUCCAAUAGACGAAAAACUUGAGAAAUUGAAAAAGCAAACUGGAGUAUCGGUAGAAGAGCCACUAACUGAAUUGAUGUAA